CACCGCUAGAGCGGCUGACACGCCAAUUUAUCACAUGCGGAAAAUUCUCCAUUUCGGCUCAUUUUCAUUUACAUUUCAUAGGGUUUGCUGUUCUGUCAAUUUUCUAUAAUAGUUGUGUUCACAUCGAUUCUCUGUGCAAUAACUUUGAACGGUAAAUUACGGGAAUGCCUGUAGCAGAAGUAAAAUCCAGCUGGGCAGAUGAAGUAGAAGAAGAGGGAGGAGCGUUACCUCCGCCUUCAGAGACUUAUGAAAAUGGGUUUAAAAUCCUCACUGAAUACAAGUACAAUCAAGAUAAUAAAAAGGUCAAGGUAGUUCGAACAUAUAAGAUCGAGAGACGUAUUGUUUCAAAGACAAUUGCCGCCCGUAAAAAUUGGGCAAAAUUCGGAGACUCUGCAGAUGACCGACCUGGACCUAAUCCUGCUACUACAGUUGGAGGUGAAGAUGUCUUCAUGCAAUUCAUUUCUAGUAAAGAAGAAGAAAAUAAGGUUGAAGAAGAUAGCCUUGACAAGUUGAAGAGUAUGGGAGAUAAAGGUGUAGUUAAAUGUCGUAAUUGUAAUGGAGACCAUUGGACUUCCAAAUGCCCUUACAAAGACACUGUCCUUGCUGGAGGUAAAGUGCCAGAUGAUAAAAAACCACUCAUUAAUACCAGUGCUCCUGGAGCAAUGACAGAAUUGAAACCUCAAGGUAGUAAAUACAUACCACCUGGUAUGCGCGAUGGAGGCAGUAAACGAGGAGAUUCUAUGCAGAUGCAAAGACGUGACGAUACUACUGCUAUUCGUAUUUCCAAUUUAUCAGAAAGUACGACAGAUGCAGAUUUGGAUGAACUUGUCAAGCCAUUUGGAUCUGUUCUUAAAUUUUAUCUCGCAAAAGACAAACAAACUAAUCUUUGCAAAGGAUUUGCAUAUGUACAUUUCAAAUAUAGAGUGGAAGCAGCAAAAGCUAUUGCUACGCUUAAUGGGUAUGGUUACGAUCACCUUAUCUUGAAUGUAGACUGGUCGAAACCGCAACAGCAAAGCAAUUGAGUUAAAUGAAAAUUCGAUUUUCGUUACUUGGAUUACGCACUGCGUAAAAAUAUAGAUAUGUUUAAUUGUGACACCAGGAGCAGGGUACAAUACUUUUCAUUUCAAAUUUUAAUGCAUUGCACAAUAAAAAAUUAGCGUAGAAAAUAUAUUCAUAACGAUGUUCAUAGUUUAUUAUUAGUAUAAUUACUUAAAUUAUGAUCAACUACAAAAUGACAACUCUGCUUCCUGGUGUCACAAUUUAUUAUCAUUUUUAAUUCGCUCGAACAUGAAGUUCUUGUAUUCGUUACUUUAAAAACUGAUGUAUCAAUUAAAAUGUAAUUUGUAUUCUUAUCCCUUUUUUUUGAUCAAAAAUAAAUAAUAUUCCAUGAAA
Molecule: messenger RNA, 1392 nt
Organism: Bombus pyrosoma
Lineage: Eukaryota; Metazoa; Arthropoda; Insecta; Hymenoptera; Apidae
Gene: eIF3g1
Product: eukaryotic translation initiation factor 3 subunit G
Exons: 3
Coding region: 165-1022 (285 amino acids)
Cellular component (GO): eukaryotic translation initiation factor 3 complex; cytoplasm
Molecular function (GO): RNA binding; translation initiation factor activity
Source: RefSeq, a predicted model, not a curated record